Messenger RNA from Lycium barbarum (goji berry), 1030 nucleotides. Its product is annotated as DNA-directed RNA polymerase V subunit 7-like. The record is from RefSeq and is a predicted model, not a curated record. Lineage: Eukaryota; Viridiplantae; Streptophyta; Magnoliopsida; Solanales; Solanaceae. Gene Ontology annotation, molecular function: single-stranded RNA binding; single-stranded DNA binding. The coding region runs from base 376 to 918 and encodes 180 amino acids. Gene Ontology annotation, biological process: DNA-templated transcription initiation; DNA-templated transcription. The transcript has 3 exons.
UACUCCAUUCCCUUCAAAUACCCACCACGCUUCUUUUGUUGUUCUUGCGCUCUUUCUUAUUUCCUAUGUUCAGAAUUUUUAGAAUUGUUUCCUUUACUUGUUACUUUCCGAUCAUGCAAUGCUGUGAUCUACUGUAACAUAUAUCUACUUUCCUCCUUUUUAUUAAUCACUGUUCCGCACUCUUUAAAACCCUAAAAGCAAAGGUGAAGUCCCAAUUUAUCUUUCUAAAAUUGUUUCAGAAACCCUGCAGAUUUUACCCUAGUCGCUGGAAGUUUUCCUAAUCCCAGGUAUCCCCUGGAAUCAGUGGAGCUGGCGCACACACCACGAUUAUCAAAAGAAAAGAAAGUGUUUUCUCUUUCCUUAAGGUCAUUCAAAAUGUAUUUGAAAUCUCAGUUGUCAUGGAAUGUGAUAAUCCCUGCUGAGAACCUUGAUGUUGAAGGUUUAAUGCUUCAGAAGGCAAUUGUUAUUCGCCUCUUGGAAGACUUUGCUUCCAAGAAGGCCUCAAAAAAUCUUGGUUACUUUAUGGCUGUCACUACAUUGGAGAGGAUUGGGGAAGGGAAAGUUCGAGAACACACUGGUGAUGUGCUUUUCCCUGUGGAAUUCAGCUGCGUUACCUUCAAGAUAUUCCGUGGAGAGAUCUUAGAAGGGUUUGUUGACAAGAUCUUGAAGCAUGGUGUCUUUUUGAGAUGUGGCCCCACCAACAAGGUAUACCUCUCUCAUCUCAAGAUGUCGGAUUAUAAGUAUGUGCCUGGAGAAAAUCCUAUCUUUAUGAAUGAUAAGAUGUCAAGAAUUGAGAAAGACACUGUGGUGCGUUUCAUCGUGGUUGGAGCAAGGUAUGUGGAGGCGGAGAAGGAAUUCCAAGCACUUGUGAGCUUGGAGGGUGAUUACCUCGGACCCAUCUCACAAAGUUCUGUUUAGAUCUCGCCAUGAUUGGCUCAUUUUGGACAUAGACCAAUGACAUGUAAAGCUAACUUAUGUUGUUACAUCUGUGUUUAGUACUGUUUUGAAUUGAAUGUUACUUUUCUGUAGA